Molecule: messenger RNA, 1155 nt
Organism: Psilocybe cubensis
Lineage: Eukaryota; Fungi; Basidiomycota; Agaricomycetes; Agaricales; Agrocybaceae
Product: Cytochrome P450 monooxygenase
Exons: 12
Coding region: 1-1155 (384 amino acids)
Molecular function (GO): oxidoreductase activity, acting on paired donors, with incorporation or reduction of molecular oxygen; heme binding; iron ion binding
Source: RefSeq, a predicted model, not a curated record
AUGAGAAACCCGUACCAGAAGCAUCAGCCGACCCCUCUUCCCGAUACUCAAAAUAUAUUGAAAGCGGCUGUCAUUUUGCUUGAGCAACUUUUACAGAAACCAGAAGAAUUCUCUGCCCAUAUUCGACAAUACGCAGGUUCCAUAGUUUUACGCGUUGCUUACGGCUACGAGGUCAAGGCAGAAAAUGAUUUUUAUAUAGCUCUAGUGAAAAAGGCUAUGCCGCCGCUUCUUCAGGUGGUACAUGCAGGAAAGUUCCUAGUUGAAUUCAUUCCCGCACUCAAGCACAUUCCAUCUUGGUUUCCAGGAGCGACAUUUAAAAAGAAUGCUACAAUAUGGGCCAAGGACACCCGCGCCCUUCGGGAUGCGCCUUUUGAGAAAGUUAAGAAAGCAAUCGAGGAAGGAACUGCGGAGCAAUCCUAUGUCAGCGACAACCUCGAGAAGCUCAAGAUCAAUGGGGUAGUUGAUGCCUCAGAAGAAGAAAUCGUCAAGAACUGCGCUGGAAUCAUGUACCUGGCCGGAUCGGACACUACUGCUUCUGUUCUUCAUUCUUUCCUUCUGGCUAUGGUUCAUCACCCGGAAAUUCAACGCAGAGCACAGGAAGAAAUCGACAGUGUUAUCGGAGAUUCCAGACUUCCAGAUUUCAAUGAUAGGGAAUCGCUUCCUUACGUGGAGGCGAUACUGCUGGAGACAUUGCGAUGGGCGCCUGUUACCCCGCUCUCCCUACCACAUCGUGUUAUUGAGGAAGACGAGUAUGAAGGUUAUCAUAUUCCAGCCGGCGCCGUGGUUACACCCAACGUUUGGGCUAUUAUGCACAGUGAAGAUAUUUACCCUGAACCUUUUAAAUUCAAUCCGGAUAGAUACUACAAAGGGUCCAAUAAAGAGCCACUUCAAGUAGAUCCAAUCGCAGCUGGCGCAUUUGGCUUUGGAAGACGCAUUUGUCCUGGCCGCUACCUCGCAUUAAAUUCUGCUUGGAUCGGUGUUUGCUCCAUUUUAUCUGCUUUUAACAUUUCCAAAGCCAUCGACAACACAGGCAAAGUUAUUGAGCCGGUGAUAGAGUAUCAGGAUGGACUUGUGAGUCAUGCGAAAGCUUUCAAGCUGACCAUAACGCCUCGUUCAGAGAAAAUCAAGAAAUGCAUUGAAAUCUAUUCAACUUAA